Molecule: messenger RNA, 1184 nt
Organism: Anthonomus grandis grandis
Lineage: Eukaryota; Metazoa; Arthropoda; Insecta; Coleoptera; Curculionidae
Product: polygalacturonase-like
Exons: 3
Coding region: 45-1184 (379 amino acids)
Biological process (GO): pectin catabolic process
Cellular component (GO): extracellular region
Molecular function (GO): polygalacturonase activity
Source: RefSeq, a predicted model, not a curated record
UAUAAAGCCUUACAACGAAACGUAGUGCAUAACAAUAAUUCAACAUGUUUAAGCUGUUCAUAGUUACCGCUGCUUUAAUUUGGGUAGCUUUGGCUUCCCCUUUGAAAGACACUUGUACUGUCACCAGUUACGAUGCAGUUAGUGCCGCUGUAUCUAGUUGCACCACCCUAGUCAUUAAAGGUAUUACAGUACCAGCUAAUAAAACCUUGACUUUGGACCUAAAAACUGGUGCUACAUUGACCUUUGAAGGAACUAUUACUUUUACACACUCAAACUGGAAGGGUCCUUUAGUUGAAGUUUCAGGAAGUAAGGUCACUGUUAAAGGAGCUUCAGGAUCAGUACUUGAUGGUUUGGGUGCUAAAUAUUGGGAUGGACAGGGAGAUAAUGGAGUAACUAAACCAAAAUUCUUUAAAAUUAAAACUACAGGAGGAUCACUAUUCGAUAAUAUUAAAUUGCUGAACUGCCCAGUCCAGUGCGUGUCGAUUAACGGUGCAAGCAAUACUGUCUUAAAUAAGUGGACUAUCGAUAUUUCUGCUGGAGAUUCUGUAAGUAUUUUCCAAAUAAAUGUUCUAGUUUACCACAUUUUUAUUUUUCAGGCUGGCGGUAAAAAUACUGAUGGAUUUGAUGUUUCAAGCUCUACAAGCAUUACAGUUCAAAACAGCCAAAUCCAUAACCAAGAUGAUUGUGUAGCUGUAAACCAAGGAUCACAUAUGAUCUUUAAAAACUUAACAUGUACUGGUGGUCAUGGACUUAGUUUAUCAGUAGGUCAAAGUUCCAGUAGUGGCAGUGCCAAUACCGUCAAUAAUGUAACUUUCACGGACAGUAGCGUCUUGAACUCCAGAAAUGGCAUUCAUGUUAAGACCCAUAGUGAUGCUGGCACUGGUUCUAUUAAUCUUGUCACCUAUAAAAACAUUCAAUUAUCAGGUAUUACAACCUAUGGAAUUAAUGUCCAACAAGACUACAAAGAUGGAAAGUCAACGGGAAGUCCAACCAAUAAUAUACCAAUCACUAAUUUAAAUUUGCAAGGUGUUACUGGAAGCAUGAGUGGCGGUUCCAGUAGCAUGCCAGUUUUUAUUUUGUGUGGAAGCAAAGGUUGUUCCAGCUGGACCUGGUCUACAGUAUCUAUAACUAAUGGAAAGAAAUCUAAUAGCUGUAAUUUUACGCCCUCUGGGUUUUCAUGCUAG